AAAAUACAAAAAAUCUCUUUUAAAUCACAUUUUAAUAAUUAAUUGAAUUGUUUUGUGUUUUCAAUCGAUUCACGCAUUCAUUCAUUCAUUGAUUUUAUUAUACAAUUGUUUUUGAAUUAAAACAUAUAUUUUGUUAUUUGAGUCCCAAAUGUCUGAUCCUUUGGACGAAACAAAUGUCUUGAAAUUAUCCAAAAAUGAGGCUAAAGAACUGCUCCAGAAGUGGAGGGAAGAAAAUACGAGAAACUCGGAGUCCGUCAGAGAUAUUUGGCUCAACACUGACUUCGGAUCAAGUCUUGGAGACGAGAAAUGGCAAGUGUUAGAACAGGUGUGCAUUGCGGCCAUCGAUCUUCACGACAACGAACUCAUCAAAGAAUGUCUGCAACAGUUGGACACAAAGUUCCCGAAUAGCGGUCGCGUGAAGAGACUGAAGAUAAUGGCGAAACUAGAACUCCGCGAACGCUUUGAGGACGCGUUGCAAAUGUACGACCAGAUGAUCGUCAAAGACGAGUCCAACUCAUUGCUAUACAAACGCAAAAUCGCGAUACUAUUGGCCGAAAGGCGUGUCCCGGAAGCGAUCAAAGAGUUGUGCGAAUACCUCAAGAAGUUUAUGAACGACACGGAGGCGUGGCUUCAACUGUCGGACCUGUAUAUCGAGGAGCAGGAGUACAGUCGGGCGGCCUUCUGUGUGGAAGAGCUCAUUUUGGCCAAUCCUCACAACCACUUAUACCACGAGAGGUACGCCGCCAUCCAAUACACCAUCAAUACGGCCGACAGUCUAGAGUUGUCGCGUUCCUACUUCUCGCAGGCCUUACGCCUCAACCCAAACAACUUGCGCGCUCUCUAUGGCCUCCUAUUGUCGGCCAAUAGUGUGGCCGCUCUGCCGAAGACCACAUCACAGAAGAAGCGCGAGAAUCUCCGGUUAGCCAAUUGGGCGUCCACUCAGAUCACACAACUCUAUCGCCAGAGCUCUGACGACGAGAGCCGUAUCAACGCUAUGGAGGGAAUGUUAGCCAACUUACAGAUCACUCCAAACAGCACUUAAUAUAUUAAUUAAUCAUAUUUUAUAGUUUAUAAUAUUUCUAUUGUUUAAUUUUAUUUUUCUGAGUUAUUAAUGGAUUUAUUAUGAGUUUUAUUAUUAUUAUCACACGAUUUGUCCAUCAUUUCGGUGUAUUCUAUGAACUUUUCCACUGAUAUUAAUAUACGAGACAUAUAUGUAGACAA
This is a messenger RNA of Medioppia subpectinata, 1221 nucleotides long. The record is from the annotation of a GenBank genome assembly. NCBI's taxonomy places the organism in Eukaryota, Metazoa, Arthropoda, Arachnida, Sarcoptiformes, Oppiidae.